CUUUCUGCACACCCGUGUUCAAGCAGCUGGAUCAAGUAAAUAAUGGAGAAUGACAUUUCAGCACGAUUAACAGAUUUUCUCCUUUUCUCUUUUGUUUGAGACCGCAGAUUAGCAUCGCAAUUUUUAUAAUUAACCAAUGAAAUUUAUGUAAUUUCUUUUCUGAACCAGAUUCGCCAAUAUUUGCCUUAGAAGAUGGACCGAACCAAGACUUUUUCACAGUCUGAAGUUACUCCAGUAUCAAAAGGAGCCCACUACGCACUUCAGGUUGCAUUGCAAACGAUGAAGAAAAGAUGCCAACAGUUGCAAAGAGCAUCGACUUUGCUCGAGGACGAAAAUAUUUCCUUGAAGAAGCAGCUGGCUAGGAUAGGUGGGGACAAGUCGAUGGCCAGUAACGACGGUUCCAAUGUUCAAGAACAGAUUGCUGUGUUGCUUCAUCAGAGGAACCAGCUUUCGCAACGACUGCAGUUGGUUGUGUCGGAAAACAAGCAGCUCUGGAGGCGGCUGGCAAAGCUAAACCAAGCCAGACAAACAUUGGAAGUGUCUCUUUCCCAAAUGUCUGACACCCUGAAGCAACAUUCAGGGUUUCCUUCUUUGAUCGCCAAUGACGAUGGUAACUGCUUGGAGGAAAUAUCUUUGAAACUAGCUCAUACAAUAGCACUGGAAAAAUUGGCAUUGGAACAACAGCAAUCACAAGUUUCUGAUCUCAAGGACAGUCUGUCCCCUGACCCGCAGCCACCUCUUGACUUUGCAGAUGAGCCGGAAACGCUGGCUAUUCACUAUGACCAGCUAACUAAGAUUCGAGACAUGUUGAGACAGCAGCAGCAAGCGCUCAGGAGUGGUUUGGAGUCGGCGACCAGUCAGCUGAACAGCACUGCAAUUGAUGAGUCCAUUCAGAUGUCGAUCCAGACCUGGAUUUGUCCGAUGUGUGGGACGACCUUCUCAAAACACUUGAUGUCCAUCGACGAUUUUCACAUGCAUGUGACCAGCCACUUUAUCAAUGAAAAUAAUUGACUGCUUAAAAUUAGUUAAAUUGGAGUGAAUGAAAUUGAACAUAACGUUGAUUGGAGCUGUGAGCUGUUAUAUAUAUGAAUACAAUGUUAUUUAAUCACAU
This is a messenger RNA of Neocloeon triangulifer, 1111 nucleotides long. RefSeq names its product protein spindle-F (gene spn-F). The record is from RefSeq and is a predicted model, not a curated record. Lineage: Eukaryota; Metazoa; Arthropoda; Insecta; Ephemeroptera; Baetidae. The coding region runs from base 193 to 1011 and encodes 272 amino acids. The transcript is spliced from 7 exons.